Molecule: messenger RNA, 1240 nt
Organism: Momordica charantia (bitter melon)
Lineage: Eukaryota; Viridiplantae; Streptophyta; Magnoliopsida; Cucurbitales; Cucurbitaceae
Product: RNA-binding protein 2
Molecular function (GO): RNA binding
Source: RefSeq, a predicted model, not a curated record
CUUCUUCCAGCGCCAAACAUUUACUCGGGCUCGGAAACAAGAGAAGCUCCAAAUUAAUGGCCACUUCUUUUUAGGGUUUUAGAAUUCUGUAAGUGCUGGUCAAGUUCGAUAAAUUUGUCUCGGGUUUCCCAAGAUCGCGCUUUCCCUCUGUCUUCUGUCUCACUCUGAAGCUCUAAUUUUGGAGAAUUGCUGGAGAUAUGGCGGAUGACUAUUGGAAUCGGCAGCAGCCUCUGCUUCCCUCGCCAGGCAUGCUUAAACGACCCCGUAAUGAUUACGAACUUCCAUCCUCUGGAUUGCCUACAGGCCAUGAGAUGCACAAUUAUUUAGUAAGUGAUGAUCGUGGUGGUCCUCGGGCUGUUAAAGAUACACAAACGAUUGGAUCAGCAUAUGAUCGUUAUCUCCAAAGUGUGCAACUUUCUUCUUUUAAUUCUGGAGAAGUACCUACCCAUGGGGAUAUGGGAAUGGCAAGGCCUGUUGCAAACAGAAUGCCAGUUGGGAGUAGAAUGCCUGGGCCUUCAAUACCCGAUCCUGUUGUAAUGAGUCGUCCUCCUGCAGUUUCUCCCGAUCUGGCACCAAAUGGUCGAAAUAUUGAGUAUGGUAAUCAUCUCCCCAUGGAUUCAAUGACCAGACCAGGACGUGAAACUGUACCUCUUCCACCUGAUGCCUCCAACACUUUAUAUGUUGAAGGACUUCCUUCAGACAGUUCCAGGAGAGAAGUAGCUCAUAUUUUCCGCCCGUUUGUGGGAUAUAAAGAAUUGAGACUUGUGAGCAAAGAAUCUAAACAUCGUGGUGGGGACCCUCUUAUAUUAUGUUUUGUGGAUUUUGCAAACCCAGCCUGUGCAGCAACUGCCAUGAGUGCCUUGCAAGGUUAUAAAAUGGACGAACAAGAUCCUGAAUCUAAUUACUUGCGACUACAGUUCUCACGACAUCCAGGUCCGAGGUCUGGUUCUGGAUCUGGUGGUAAAAGGUGAAUAAGCUUUAGAGACAGGAUGGGCAAUUUAAAUGGGAGACGUAUCAUCUUCUAGUGCACACUUUACUAGCUGCUCAUGCGCCCAUUAUAUGUUAGACAUGCUGUUAAGAUAGCCAAAUUGUAGUCGACCCCACUGAAUAUUUAAGUUGCAUUUAAAUUUAAGGGGAUUAGAUCCAAAGAGUUGUAAUAGUCAAUUGUGCAAUUGAAUUUUGAUGUACAAUCAUGUCAAUGGUUCAGAAAGUGAAGAUAUGUCUGGUACAAUUUUAUAAA